This is a messenger RNA of Pocillopora verrucosa, 1736 nucleotides long. RefSeq lists its product as uncharacterized. The record is from RefSeq and is a predicted model, not a curated record. NCBI's taxonomy places the organism in Eukaryota, Metazoa, Cnidaria, Anthozoa, Scleractinia, Pocilloporidae.
AAGAUAUCCCGUGAGGAGCCUCAUUUCAUUCGACGCUUUGGAAAAUCCAUCGUGGCACUCAAGUACUCGUUCAGAGAGACGCCGACGAAAACGGUUACAGAAAUGAUCAGUGGCAUCACGGAGUAUCACAAGCGCUGGGAAAAAGCUGUAGCGGAGAACCGCUAUCACGAGGAUUUGAUAAAAAAGGUAAAAGAAGAUUUUCUCCUCGAGUUUGUUUUUCAUGUCAAUCGCGAAGAAGGACAUGGAAUCGCUACUUUCAAGGAUACUGAAAUCUUUCUUAGAAAUUGUUCUUCUGAAAGACGCAUGUCGGCUGGCAGUUCCUUCUCCCUUGAAGAACAAGAAACAGUAAACUUAAUUAAUGCUUAUGAAAGCUUGUUAGAAAAAAUUAAGAGUGAAGAACGAACCAGUGAUUAUGGACUCCUGGAGGUCGGUUUACUUAAAGAGACUCACCGUUUGAUACUACAGAAUAUUCCCCAGCCUGGAGGUUUAACAAAACCCGGAGAAAUGAGUAACAAACCAAGAGUUACAGAAUUUAAAGGGGAGAUAUACCUCUACGCAAAUCCAGACGAUAUGGAAAGUACAGUCAUUAACUUACUUGACAAAUACAACUUUCUUUAUGAUUCCUGUAUCGAGGAGAAAGGAGGACCCAACGAAGAUAUUGAUGUUUACAGCUUACUGAAGACAUGUUCGUGGUUUUUGUUUGAACUUCUUGAUCUGCACCCAUUUUCUGAUGGAAAUGGAAGACUUUGCCGCAUUCUUAGUAGUUACUGCUUGUCAAAGCUUAAUCCAUUUCCCACACCAAUUUACAAUGUCUGGACAAAUUCAUGUAAAGGUGAUUACAUUGAAGCCUUGGUUGAAGCCAGGAAGUCACCAGACAGACAGCCUUGUGCUCUGACUACAAUGAUAAUUGAGUGCACCUACUAUGGAUGGGAGAAAUUUUUCAAAGCCUUGCAAGGAUCAACCGAUGGAAAUUAUGUCACAGGAAACUCCAGAAAAGUUGACAAGUCAUGCUUAACUCAGUCAAACUCUUACAGUAAUAUCAAACAUUUAUUUGAAGUUCCUACCCUUCCUUGUGUAGCCUCAGUUCCUUGUUAAGAUGUUUUCUAAAAAACUUUGAAUGAAGGUGCAUUUACUUGCUAUCACUUACUUAUACUAUUGCUGUAUUUGUGUAAGUAUUGUGAGUGUGAGUUUAAGUGUGGUAGAGAAAGGAGCUGGGCCUUGGGGUUUGUGGGGCAUUGUCUCAUGAUCACUUUAGAAGUGUCUUCCACCAGCUUCCCCUAUCCAGCUUUAAUAUUUCCCCUCCACAGUGAGUUUUUGUUGUGCCACUGUUUGAUUGUACAGAAAAUUUAUUUUUGUAUAGACUGGACAAGUUACUAUUAUUCUAUUGAUAAUAUUGUAUUUUGACUUUGGAAAAAAUGCUUUCUAUCACAACUUUAACCUCAGCAUCCAAUGCUCAACAGUUACAGUGUAGUCUGUUUUACUCUAUUACUAUUUCCCAAGAAUGUAAAAUGUAUUUCUUUACACAUAGUUUAUGGUUGAUCAGUAAGUUAAGACUGCAUGGUGAUCUUUCUAUCAAGUGGAUGAAAGAAGUUCAACCAUUUGGUGGGUUAUUGACUAAAAACAGAACUUAUUAAUGUUAAAGUUAAAGAGAAAGUUAUGGUCACUUUUUGUAAGAAUUAUUCUUUUUUUGAUGUCUUGGCUUAUUUUCAUAAUAAAUGAAUUACUCAUUAAUUAAA